This is a messenger RNA of Eremomyces bilateralis CBS 781.70, 786 nucleotides long. RefSeq lists its product as uncharacterized. NCBI's taxonomy places the organism in Eukaryota, Fungi, Ascomycota, Dothideomycetes, Eremomycetales, Eremomycetaceae. The coding region runs from base 80 to 724 and encodes 214 amino acids. The transcript has a single exon. The record is from RefSeq and is a predicted model, not a curated record.
GGGUCCACGGCAGAAUAGCCAUACUGAUUGCGGCGUGUACGUUGUUGCUGCUGCACUCCACCAGGCGUGCUCACUGCCUAUGCCCACGACGUUUCACGUGAGCCAUUGGCGCAUUUUGCUGCACCUAGCGCUGUCAGACUCCAAACUUACAUUGGCAUAUGUGAAGGAUUUCUGCCGAUCUUCAGUGGCUAAGGAGCAGCGAGCCGCUCCGGGCAAUCAGCUAGGACAAAGCCCAAGUUCCUACCUUGUUGAGAUGCAAAAAGUGUUCAAUGGAAUUUGCAGCUUCGAUCGAAUGGCACCCAAGGAGACCGAAGAACGUCUCGGUAUCGUGCUUUCAAAGCUCACUGAAGCCCGCGGACAUUUCGAGGAGGCUCUGAAUGUUCGGCACAUCUCGGAGGAUAUAGACGAGCGGUCUCGGCCAAACCUUACCAAGCUAUUCCCAACCGGCGAACUGGAAUCGCUGGUGCACAAGUUGAGCGCUCAAAUCCAACAUGUCAAGGCGAGGAUGCAUAACCGCAAAGCCCGAGAGCGCGGCUGUCACGCGGCGUAUGAGCUGCAGCAGUUUAUGGACGCGGCGGCUGCCGACCUAAGGCGAGCUAAAGAAGAUCAAGAGCGCCAGAACCGAGAGGCUGAAGCAGCUAGGCAUCAGGUUGAUAUCAUGGUGGACCAGUCUAGGAAAAGGUACAGAGAGAAGCAGGAUUUCGCCCUGGUCCUUGGGUUGUGAUGCCCGAUGAUUAAAGCAGCACUCGCCGUGAUUUACAGAGACAAUAAUAGGAUUACUCCUGA